This is a messenger RNA of Clarias gariepinus (North African catfish), 3045 nucleotides long. It is a transcript of the gene cracr2ab, whose product is annotated as calcium release activated channel regulator 2Ab. The record is from RefSeq and is a predicted model, not a curated record. Bases 372 to 2504 code for a protein of 710 amino acids. Lineage: Eukaryota; Metazoa; Chordata; Actinopteri; Siluriformes; Clariidae. The transcript is spliced from 18 exons. Gene Ontology annotation, molecular function: GTPase activity; GTP binding; calcium ion binding.
CACGAGUGCUGCGUGAGCUUAUGCACAAUUGUAGUGGCUGAUCAACAUCAGGGACAAGUGAGAGCCAACAGCUAGCUGUUGCCGGAAAAAUAAUGUAAAAGAAUGGAAACCUUCUUUUUAAGCGAAUCCACCCACUAUGGUGUGUUUCGUCUUUCACCAGAUAUUACAGGAAAUUUCGCAGCUUCAGACCACACAAGCCUCUUCCUGUUGCCCCCUUCUAUGAUGAGGUAGGACUUUCGUGAAAAGCCCGAACGAGAUAAGACUCAAAACAUGAAAUCGGAUUCUUUAAAACGGUGUCCUUUGCUGUGGAUUAUAUCAACUUUCUACUAUGACAUUCCACAUUAAGAGCCGUGAAUUAGAAAGUGAGAAGUAUGUCUGAAUUCCCGAAUCACCAUGCCAAGGAAACCAUCUACAAAAGUUCUGAUAAGAAGGACAGACAGUCAGAGCCUGGGAAGAUGAAAGGUUUGGAGAGAAUGGGAUCACAGCUGGAGAAGAUUGGUGAAUUUUUUCACAUCUGUGACAGUGAGGACAAAGGUUUCAUUACACCCACUGAUUUGAGGAGGUUGAACAAAGAAAUACCACUUUCUGCAGAAGAACUGGAAAAUGUCUUUGACUCAUUGGACUUGGACAGUAAUGGCUACCUUACUCUAGAAGAGUUCUCCUCUGGAUUCAGUAAAUUUCUGCAGGGACGCAGAAUGAGUCAGGAAGAGGAUCAGCUUUUGGGUCUUUCACAGUCCUGUCCAGAAGAUCUAUAUCAGAAUGAGCCACAGGAUCAUGAAGACGAAAGACACUUUAGUGCGCUGAUGGAAAGCCUAGGCGCUAACAACAUCUUCGAAGAUCCCAGCGAAGUGCGCACUCUGUGGACUCAGCUGAGAAAAGACGAGCCUCAUCUCUUGUACAACUUUGAAGAUUUCCUGGCUCGAGUCACAUCCCAGAUCAGAGUGGCCCAACAAGAGAAGAGUGAGAUGGAAAGUGCCUUAAGAAAAAAAGCCGCUACACACAAUGGUGAAAUCCAGCAGUUGUACGAGGAAAUGGAGCAACAGAUAAAAAAUGAGAAAGAUCGACUGAGUCACAAGGACUUCAGAAGUCAGGAUCUGCAACAGCAGCUGAGCAGCAAAGAGCAAGAACUUGAGAGCCUCUUCGAGAAACAAAGAAGGUUGGAGCAACAAUGUCAAGAACUGCACAGUGAACGACAGGAAAGUCAGCUGGAGAACAUGAAACUAAAAAUGACCAAUCAGGAGCUCUCACGCGAGCUGGAACACAUCUGUAAUGAGCUGUCAUUGGCCCAGGAACAACUAACCAGUCUACAGGAGCUAGGCAUGAGACAGCAGCAAGAAAAAGAAAUGGAGAUGUACAGACUCACAGAGAAGCUGCAGACAGAGAAACAGAACCUAGCCGAACAGUUAGACCUGCUCAGAGAAAUGAAUGAAUAUUUAAGAAAUAAAAAAGACUCAUUGAAAUGCAGCAACCUGAGAGAGAAAUCCACCCUUGAACAGGGACAAGGCUCAAACCAACAAAUUGUUCAUCCCAAUAAAAAGCAGGCUACAGAACGUGAGGCUGGUACAGAAGUGACUCAGCAGCCUAACAGGAAGACUUCAUGUUGUAACUCUAGGCCACACUCUGCAUCUGGAGAUGACGGGAUGAUAAGAGCAGCCAAGCAAACUGCGAGCGUGAGUGAGAACCCAGACCCAGUGGAUCCUCCAUCAUUCCACAGGGUUAUCUCCAUAGAGGAGGACCCCCUCCCACACCUGCUAGGAGAACCCUGUCCUGUCCUCCACCAGAUGAAUGAAGAAGAAGAACUAGCUCAGAUUGAUCUUCAGAUGAGCCCCAUGUUUUUCUCAAACAUGUCCCUGGCCUGUAUGACGAGGGGCCAGACAUCAGGCAAGGAGGUUUUGCAGAAGGUACCAGUGGAGAGUUUGGUGUCAACCCCACAGCGCCUCUUUAAAAUCAUUCUAGUGGGAAACUCAGGUGUGGGUAAAACUGCUUUAAUGCACCGUUUCUGUGAUGGCCAUUUUCACGCAGACACUGCAACCACUGUCGGCAUUGACUACAGUGUGCGGACUCUAAAUCUGGGGGACAGUCAUGUGGUUGUUCAGGUGUGGGACACUGCAGGACAAGAGAGAUUUCGAAGCAUCACCAAGCAGUUUUUCCGCAAGGCUGAUGGCGUGGUAGUGACCUAUGACAUCACUCAGCAUGACAGCUUUAAGUCUGUGCGCUCCUGGUUGGUGAGCAUACAGGAAACAGUCGGGGACUCAGUUCCCAUCAUGCUUCUGGGCAACAAAUCAGACAGCGAGAGUAUGAGACAGGUAGCAGCUGGAGAAGGAGAAAAGCUUGCUAAGGAAGCAUGCUUGUUGUUCUACGAGUGCAGUGCGUAUACGGGCGACAAUGUGCUUGAGGCCAUGGUACACCUUGCCAGAGUACUGAAGGAGCAGGAGGACAGAGAUUGGGAGAACACAGUACGGCUGGUGAAUCAGCCAGUGAAGAAGAAAACCUGCUGCAUGUGAACAAGCGCGCGCACACACACACACACACACACACACACACACAGAGGUAUAUUAAAUGUGUAGCAUACAACAAAGAGCGCUGGAGGUGAACAGCUAAGCUGUAAUUAGAAAACAUUAUCUGAAACUAAUCCAUCUGUUAUGCUCCGUGCUUUCAUUAUGCAGCUGUUGCUGGUUUAAUGGACUGACAAAAGUGUUUUUCACUUGGGUCUAUGGACUCGAUAUGUAGUACAUUCUGUGUAUAAAUCAAACUACAUGCAGCACAAGAACCUCUCACCACCAUGUGUCGAUGAAUGAGCAUGAGCCAGCAUGAAAGUAACACACCCGUGAUUCUCUGUCUAAGUUCGGAAAUCUUUUGUACAUUUUUGAGUUAUGUACUAAAUUAUUAGUAUUGUACAUAUGUGUUUUUUCCUACGAUAUUAUCACGUGUAUAUAAAUCAAUACUUGGGUGAUAAAUGUAAUAAACUAAGAUGCACAAAUAAUUUUCACAUCUCAGAUUUAUUUUCCUCUUUCCAGAUUCCAAAAUUCCUAACAAAUGUUUGCA